CUCUCAAAAUAAGUUAUUGGACAAUUUCGUCAUUUCAAUUAGUAUAGGCCGCUAUAUAAGUAGGGUCGUAGAGGGCGUCCUUCAAUUUCCUAUCGUAACCUAACAAUUGAAAUUUCAGAUCUAAAACUUCAUCAAUCUCUCUCAACUCUCAAGAUGCAGAUCUUCGUCAAAACCCUCACUGGCAAGACAAUCACCCUUGAGGUGGAAAGCUCAGACACCAUUGACAAUGUUAAGGCAAAAAUUCAGGACAAAGAGGGGAUCCCACCUGACCAGCAGAGGCUGAUUUUCGCUGGUAAGCAGCUUGAGGAUGGGCGCACUCUUGCUGACUACAAUAUUCAGAAGGAGUCCACUCUCCACUUGGUGCUUCGCCUUCGUGGAGGCAUGCAAAUCUUUGUGAAAACUCUCACUGGAAAGACCAUCACCCUUGAGGUUGAGAGCUCUGACACCAUUGACAAUGUCAAGGCCAAGAUCCAGGACAAAGAAGGAAUCCCACCAGACCAGCAGAGGUUGAUCUUCGCUGGAAAGCAGCUGGAAGAUGGGCGCACCCUUGCAGACUACAACAUCCAGAAGGAAUCCACCCUGCACUUGGUCCUUCGUCUUCGUGGUGGCAUGCAAAUCUUCGUGAAGACCCUCACUGGCAAGACUAUCACAUUGGAAGUUGAAAGCUCAGACACCAUUGAUAAUGUCAAGGCAAAGAUUCAGGACAAAGAGGGGAUCCCACCAGACCAGCAGAGGCUGAUCUUUGCUGGUAAGCAACUGGAGGAUGGCCGCACCCUUGCUGACUACAACAUCCAGAAGGAGUCCACCCUCCAUUUGGUACUUCGUCUUCGUGGUGGCAUGCAGAUAUUUGUGAAGACUCUGACAGGGAAGACAAUCACCCUGGAAGUUGAAAGUUCUGACACAAUAGACAAUGUGAAGGCCAAGAUCCAGGACAAGGAGGGCAUCCCACCUGACCAGCAGAGGUUGAUUUUUGCUGGCAAGCAGCUGGAAGAUGGGCGCACCCUUGCAGACUACAACAUCCAGAAGGAAUCCACCCUGCACUUGGUCCUUCGUCUUCGUGGUGGCAUGCAAAUCUUCGUGAAGACCCUCACUGGCAAGACUAUCACAUUGGAAGUCGAAAGCUCAGACACCAUUGAUAAUGUCAAGGCAAAAAUUCAGGACAAAGAGGGGAUCCCGCCAGACCAGCAGAGGCUGAUCUUUGCUGGUAAGCAACUGGAGGAUGGCCGCACCCUUGCUGACUACAACAUCCAGAAGGAGUCCACCCUCCAUUUGGUCCUUCGUCUUCGCGGUGGCAUGCAGAUAUUUGUGAAGACUCUGACAGGGAAGACAAUCACGUUGGAAGUUGAAAGCUCUGAUACUAUUGACAAUGUGAAGGCCAAGAUACAGGACAAGGAGGGCAUCCCACCAGAUCAGCAGAGGUUGAUUUUUGCUGGAAAGCAGCUUGAAGAUGGACGCACCCUUGCAGACUACAACAUCCAGAAAGAAUCCACCCUUCACUUGGUUCUACGUCUUCGUGGUGGCAUGCAGAUCUUUGUGAAGACCCUUACUGGCAAGACCAUUACCUUGGAGGUUGAGAGUUCUGACACUAUUGAUAAUGUUAAGGCUAAAAUCCAAGACAAGGAAGGCAUCCCACCUGAUCAGCAGAGAUUGAUUUUUGCUGGGAAGCAGCUUGAGGAUGGGAGGACCCUUGCCGAUUACAAUAUCCAGAAGGAGUCUACCUUGCACCUUGUCCUGCGCCUUCGUGGUGGUUUCUGAGUUGUUGUGGUCGUUAGUUAUGGUGGUUCCAAUUUGGUCCUGCUAGCUAUGUUUAAUGGCUUUAAAUAAAUAAUCUUGAAUCCUCCUGAACUUUCUGUUUGGAACUUUUGAGUGGUUUAUGUAAGUUUUUCUUUAGUUGUUCAAAUGGCCGAUGAGUGGUCAAUUCUGCUCUGUUCUUAAAUACAAUAAUUGCUUGUUACAAUUUGGGGUUGGACUGUGAAUUCAUACCUUCACUUUAUGCUGUCAUGUGAUUGUAAUCGUUUGAUGAGCUCAGUUGGACCUAUUUUCUGAUUCAA
Jatropha curcas is the source of this 2051-nucleotide messenger RNA. Its product is annotated as polyubiquitin. The record is from RefSeq and is a predicted model, not a curated record. Lineage: Eukaryota; Viridiplantae; Streptophyta; Magnoliopsida; Malpighiales; Euphorbiaceae. Gene Ontology annotation, molecular function: protein binding.